This is a messenger RNA of Drosophila elegans, 1257 nucleotides long. RefSeq names its product homeobox protein Mohawk. Gene Ontology annotation, biological process: regulation of transcription by RNA polymerase II; muscle organ development; cell development. Gene Ontology annotation, cellular component: nucleus. The coding region runs from base 172 to 1080 and encodes 302 amino acids. The transcript has 4 exons. The record is from RefSeq and is a predicted model, not a curated record. NCBI's taxonomy places the organism in Eukaryota, Metazoa, Arthropoda, Insecta, Diptera, Drosophilidae. Gene Ontology annotation, molecular function: RNA polymerase II cis-regulatory region sequence-specific DNA binding; DNA-binding transcription factor activity, RNA polymerase II-specific.
AAGUGGUCUUCGUUGCCUCUUCGGGCUGUUUAAAAAACUUUUCUCUGAGUUCAGUUUGUCACAGAACGUCGAACGAAGCACAAGUACUCGUUGGUUUCAAAAUACUGAAAUAAAACGAAACAUUAUCAGAAAAUAUAAGCCAAAUACAGUUCUCUUUGUUUUCAGAACGACAUGGAGAAGACAACGCGGCCGAAGAGAAACCGACGGCACAGCAGACGCGCCUGGCCACCGGAGGACGAGCUGCAGCCACCAACGCGAGCCAUCAAACGCUUGUUUACGCCCGACAUCAAGAGGAUGCUUAAGGAUUGGCUGAUCCGUCGCCGGGAGAAUCCGUAUCCCAGCAGGGAGGAGAAGAAGCUGCUUGCUGCUGAGACUGGACUGACUUACACCCAGAUCUGCAAUUGGUUCGCGAACUGGCGCAGAAAGCUGAAGAACUCAGAGCGAGAGAAGGCGAAGAAGUCCUGGGGUCAUUUGAUCAAGAACUACAACCAUAAUGCGAGGGGAAACGUUGAGCAGUUCAGCAUCUCGUCGGAGGAUAGUAUUUGGGAGGAGGAGAUGCGCUCGUGUCCUGCAGAGGAUGACGAAGGCGAUGAGGAUGAUGAGUUUUCCAGCCACAGCACCGCCAGCGAUGGCAAUGCCAAUAAUGACUCCACAACCCCGUACCAGCCGAAUUUCUAUGUGGAAUCUGCGGACUUGCCCGAUCGGAUACAAAUGUUGCCCACUGUGCAGAUUAGCAGGACCAAGUACAAGCACCAGAUGAUGGAGAAGUAUCUACGGGAUACUUCCACGGCCGAUGAAGUCAUUCAACCGGCUGCUCAACUCAACAAGUGGCUGGAAAGUGCUGCUAAAUUCACGCCGGACAGAAAUAACUAUCACAUUGAGUGGAAUACGAGCAGGCAGAAAAGCAGCAGUUGCGGCCAAUCCCAUAGCCAAGUGAUCUUCUCGACCGAUGCCACGGCGGUGGCUCUCGGUGAUCGCUGGAUCCUCCAUCACAGGGACGAACUGGACGCCGCGGAGGCCUUGGCUAACCUCGCCUUUAACUGUAGGCAGCGCUGGCAACACUCCACGAUCAGCUCCUAGGAAGCCGAAGCCGGACCACCGAAGACUCCAUGGUGGACAACUGACGCCAUCAUUCCAGCAGAAGUUUAAGGGCCCGUUGGCUUCUUUUGGUUUUCAUUUUUUAACUUAUUUUUUAAUACUUAAAUUAAGAAACUUUUGAAUAAAUUUUAGAUAGCACUUUUAAAUCGGUCAAACAUA